Molecule: messenger RNA, 1512 nt
Organism: Ruditapes philippinarum (Manila clam)
Lineage: Eukaryota; Metazoa; Mollusca; Bivalvia; Venerida; Veneridae
Exons: 3
Coding region: 233-538 (101 amino acids)
Source: RefSeq, a predicted model, not a curated record
AGGCCACAAACUUGAACAUGAAAACAGCAGUAACAACUUUUUUUUGAAGAUUAACAAAAACAUGUAUUCUUUGUAUUAAAUGAAUGAAAAGGCAUAAUUUGAUAACUCACAAUAUUAAAAUAUUAUUUCUGUUUUUUUUCAGGCAUUAAACAAUGAUGAAGAUGAUGACGGGUUAGAUCAGUUUCUAGGUAUCUCAGGUUCAAGGUCACAAAAUGAUCAACAGUGGUCAGAAAUGGACAAAAAUGUUAUACAAUAUUGUUUAGGACUCAUAAAAUGUUCCAAAUCUUUGUUAAAAAAGACAAAAUCAGCUGUGAAAACUAACGGAAAUUGCGAGAGUGACGAGUGUAUCACAGUUAGACGACGUGGCGGAUCGGGUGGAGAGAUUAAGUCCGGUAGUGGACGAGUUUACCCGCCACUCAAUAGUUCUGUUGUACAUGAAAAGGCAUUAGAACUUGGAAGAGUAAAUAGAGAACUUCUUGACUUUUUAAGACAUAGUCAUGUGAUAGAGAAGAUGAUAAAAAGUGGCUGGACUUCCUAGUGAAAGCUAACUCACAUAACCUUACAAAACUUACAAGUUCAAUGCCCCCUUCUUAAAAAAAUGCGCGCGCAACUUUCUCUUACGGAUGUCUAAAUUCUCCAGGACCGUUUUUUCCCUUAUUUCUUUCUUAUUUUCCUUCUUGGCUGACCCAGAUAGGCACGUAAAUACAUCAGAUAGAGCGUACAAGUGACCUGCCAGAGCGAUCUCAUAACAAACAUCUCCUUCACGUCAAGAACAGCAUUUUUCUACAUUUUUCAACCACUUCCGGUUUGGCACCUACCUUGAACCAAGCUGUAACUUUUUUUAAUCUGAAUGUCAAUAUUGAAUAAUACUGCUUAGAAUUAUGAUAGAUCUACCUCAUAAGAUUGAUAUCAUCCAGAACCAAAAGAGCAUUGAUCUACAUCAGCUUAUCUUUUUGAUUUAGAGACUGUUUUUUAGAGAGUAUUUCUCUUACCUUGUACCUAGGGUAAUGUAAACAAACCUAUCUCGUACCCUGCAAAAAGCCAGCAGACGCAUGGUCGACAAUCAAGGGGAAUUAGAGCCAAUGUUGUAAGUUUUUAUCUACUACCAUCGACUGAUAUAUUAAAUAUAUUAUUAUCCCUACUUGAAUAAAAAGGUUGUACUAAAAUGAUAUAAACAAGACUGCAUAGACCACAUAAGUGACACAACUUGAAAUAACUCUUAGUACCUGAAAUGAAAAUAAUUGAAGGCCUACAACUACUUUGGUACACCUGCUUUGUACUUGCUGUUGUAUUAGGAUAUCUUCCACAGAAUCCUCAUGUAUCUGAUAGCAUUCAAGCUCUGCUCAACAUCAAAGCUGACUCCAAGACAUGCAGUGACAUUACAAAUUACCAGUCAACACACCUUCUACUGAGUAUCUGCAAACAGAAACCUACCAGUACCAGCAAUAAACCCUGCAACAAGAAGACCUUCCUGGUAUAUAUAACUCUUUUACUUCUUGCUAAUUCAAAUGA